AUGACUUGUGCGGAAGGUCGGGCCGAGCUCAGCUUGUCUGACAUGGAAAACAUGCCCUACCUGCAGGCUGUCUUAAAGGAGGCACUGCGGCUGCAUCCUAUCGAGUUCCAGGCUUCUCAUGUUGCGGAGAAGGACACUAUCCUGCCUUUGGGCGAACCAAUAAUGUCAGUCUCGGGUAAGGAGAUUAAAGAACUGCAUGUCCCAAAAGGCACGGAGGUGAUGUUCGCAACGGGCUGUUAUAACCGGUAG
This is a messenger RNA of Gloeophyllum trabeum ATCC 11539, 249 nucleotides long. RefSeq lists its product as uncharacterized. The transcript is spliced from 2 exons. NCBI's taxonomy places the organism in Eukaryota, Fungi, Basidiomycota, Agaricomycetes, Gloeophyllales, Gloeophyllaceae. Bases 1 to 249 code for a protein of 82 amino acids. Gene Ontology annotation, molecular function: iron ion binding; heme binding; oxidoreductase activity, acting on paired donors, with incorporation or reduction of molecular oxygen. The record is from RefSeq and is a predicted model, not a curated record.